Odontomachus brunneus is the source of this 2226-nucleotide messenger RNA. Its product is annotated as mini-chromosome maintenance complex-binding protein. The coding region runs from base 320 to 2083 and encodes 587 amino acids. Gene Ontology annotation, molecular function: chromatin binding. NCBI's taxonomy places the organism in Eukaryota, Metazoa, Arthropoda, Insecta, Hymenoptera, Formicidae. The record is from RefSeq and is a predicted model, not a curated record. The transcript is spliced from 8 exons. Gene Ontology annotation, biological process: DNA-templated DNA replication.
UGUUGGUACCAACAUUUUACCAUCUAGUUUUCGGGAAAAUGUCGUGUAACCGAUGUUUUUCCGCCUGUUUCAGUGAAAAUGGCUCUUAGAAGAAAUCUUUUAGAUCUGAUUAUAUGAUUACCGUUAUCGUAACUUUUUUAAGUUUCUGUGGAAAAUGAGCAUUGAAAGAAAAAGGGAAAGUUAAGAAGUGUUAUUAUAUCUUUGACAGUAUAGAAAUUCAGUCGUUGAAAUAAGAAUUGUGAAAGAGAGCACGUGUAUAAAUUACUCUUAUUGAUUGUGUAUAGUAAUUAACAAUACAUUGGAAUACUUCGUUUUCAACAUGACAGCUACCGAAGUGAGAAAUUGGUCUUCAGAGUAUUAUAUUACAAACCAGUCAUCUUGUCAGCAAAUUUUAGACAAUUCUGAUAUAUUGAAAGAAAUACCUUUAUUGAAUGAUGUUCAGUUACACAAUAUAAAAGACAAGCAAUUGGUAAGAUUCCGAGGUAUGGUGCAGGAUAUGUAUGACCCCGAAUACUACCUUAAACAAUAUGAAGUAAAGAAUACUAGAACUGGGGAAAGCAAUGUUAGAUAUGGAAUGUACACAGAUUUAGCUUGUUGCUUGCCACAUGAAGAAAUAUUCUUUGAGUCUAACAAAAAUGAAAACUCAGAAAGGCAAACUUAUAUUGUGAUUUCUAUACCUGGUUUAAACCAGUGGGUGAAAGAAAAAAGUACAAAUGUAGAACAGUCUGAUACACAUACAAGUGCAACACACAACAAUAGUACAGGUAAACGAACUCUAAAUGAUCAAGAUGAUAAUGAUACAGAGGAAAUGGAUUGUUCAGAGCCAAUUGCAAAGAAAGAAAAAGUUCUGGGAGAUAAUAUUGACAUAAAUAUGAGUGAUAGUAAUUGUAAAGUUCAAAGUAUAGUUUCAGAAGAUCAUAUAUUGAAUUUUCCUAUCCCAAUUGAUGGAGGAAAAGCUUGCAUAGUAAAGGUUUAUGAUGGAACAAACUUGAAACUGAACCAAGUUGUCGACAUAGUAGGAUUUAUAUCGUUAGAUCCGAUGUUAAGUACAAUUCAUACUUCAGAAGAUGAGAUGAACGAAGCCGAAAUAAAUACUCAUAAUCCGCCAGCUUCUCUGGUGCCUCGAUUACAUGCAGUGAAAAUAGUAGAGCUUAACAAAUCUGAGAUUGCAAAUCCUCCGGAAAUUAUAUCCAAAGCACAGCUCAUCAGGGGCGAUUUACACAUAAUAUUGAGUCAAUUAUUAUUUGGAGAUCACUUAGCUGCUGAUUAUUUAAUAUGCCAUUUGCUCUCUGCCAUAUAUGUCAGGAAGGAUUAUUUCUGUCUCGGCGCGUUUCCUUUAAACAUAACCAAUUUUCCAGCCAGUAAACUCAGAACUUUUCCAAAAGCGUUUUAUAAUUUUUUAACGUUAUUCGUCAAGAAAAGUCACUUCUUAGAAGUGACUUUGGAAAACUUGAACGAAUUAGCUUUAAUUCCAAAGAAAGAUUAUGAAUGUAAUAGAUUGACGAGCGGUGUUCUUCAAUUAAGCGAUAACACACAUCUGGUGUUGGAUGAGACAGGCUUAACUGCCGGUGAUCUCACCGUGACCGGCAAGGAGAAUUACAAAGCGCUUUCCGAUCUGCUUAUGUUUCAGAAACUGAAAUACGACUUCAAAUAUUACACAAUGGAUUACGAAACGGAUAUUCCAAUGUUAAUCUUUUCCGAUGUAAAAUCUUUUAUUUCGUGUCCCAUGCAAGUUAUUUUAAAUGUUGAUGCAGAAUCGGAAAAUUUAUAUACUAAGGUGCUUGAAGCUGCGCUUCAAUAUUUGAAGGAAGAGAAUCGAUUGGCGAAUAUUCGUCAAUACUUGGAAGCAUUAAGACAUACGGAAUUCGUCUUUGAUGAACAAAUCACGGAGGUCGUUCAAGAUUAUUUUGUACAAAUGCGAAAUUCAAACGAGAAUAUAAAUGCGGACAAUCUGCACGCAUUGAUAGUCUUUGCCAGAUUGAUGUCUAUAUCAUAUGGAAAAACAACUCUGGAUACAGAAUGUUGGAAUAGAACUGUACAAUUGGAAACAGAGAGAAUGAGUAGGCUUCCGCAGCGCGGUUGACUGUCAAUGAUACAGUAAAGAAGAAGCUAUCAUAAUCCAACCUAUGUUAAGUGAUACUGUAUAAUUCAAAUAUUUAUUCUGUUUAUACAUCUUUGUAAUUAUCUUAUUACCGAUUAAAAAAACUAUACCAUUUUAUACAUACA